Molecule: messenger RNA, 2886 nt
Organism: Wyeomyia smithii (pitcher-plant mosquito)
Lineage: Eukaryota; Metazoa; Arthropoda; Insecta; Diptera; Culicidae
Gene: zyd
Product: sodium/potassium/calcium exchanger 5
Exons: 8
Coding region: 211-2013 (600 amino acids)
Biological process (GO): intracellular calcium ion homeostasis; calcium ion transmembrane transport
Cellular component (GO): membrane
Molecular function (GO): calcium channel activity; calcium, potassium:sodium antiporter activity
Source: RefSeq, a predicted model, not a curated record
UCGGCACCGACGCGACAGAUUGACCUGUUCCUCCGUGCGUUCAACAUCUCCAGCUAAGGUCUGUGUCGGAUUUGGCUCCUGUGGAUCACGCGCUGUUCCCUAAUCGGUGUAUAUCGUACCGGCCAGUGUCUUUUCGUGGAGAGAUCAACUAUACAUAGGAGAAAAUUGGGAUUGGCGCUUCAGUUUGCAGUGGACAGUGAUUUGAUCAACAUGGCUGAAACGGACUAUUGGGGUCUUGCGAGAACUAAUGGACUAAACUGCACACCACCUGCGAUAGAAGAUUUCCCGCCCGACCUGUUCACGGUGGAGCAGCGACAGAACGGGGCGAUAGUUUUACACGCAAUUGCUAGUUUAUAUUUAUUUGUAGCUUUGGCUGUAGUAUGUGAUAAGUAUUUUGUACCUGCCGUCGAAAAAAUAUGCCACGCGCUAAACAUGUCGAACGAUGUGGCCGGGGCGACUUUUAUGGCAGCGGCGACGUCGGCACCGGAGCUGUUUGUCAACGUAAUCGGAACGUUCAUCACCGAGGGGGACAUCGGUGUUGGCACCAUCGUGGGGUCUGCCGUAUUCAAUAUUCUAGCGGUGGCUGCCUGCUGCGGGAUCGGUGCCGGGAUGGUAGUUCCACUCGAUUGGUGGCCACUGACGAGGGAUUGCCUGGCGUACGGCAUCACGGUGGCAAUACUGAUAUGUAUCAUACACGACGAACGGGUCGAAUGGUAUGAAGCACUGAUACUGGUGCUGCUGUACAUUGUGUACAUUGCUGUUAUGUAUUACGACAAGGCGUUUCAAAAAUGUGCACGAGAUGGAGUGAAGCACGCUCGCAGUCGAAGAUCGCACGAUGUAUUUAGUAGUAUGAAAUCAAUCUCCAGCAGAGAACAAGAGGCAGUUGAAGCGCAUCUUCCGCUACGUAUCAGUCACUUCCAGCAGAAUGGCAAUUUGAAGAACGUUACCCAUAUCGACUCGAGCAACAAUGAAUUGACGUCAUCGGACCUGGAGAUGCAAAUUAAAGCGAUCAGUGUCAGCGGGGGAGGCGGCGUCGUUACGGCAGCUCCCGGGGUGGCCCUGGCAGCGGCAACCGUACUCAGUGAUCAGCAGCAGAAUUCGCAGCAACAAAAUAAACAUCGUCACAGCGUUGGUAGCUCGAAUGAAGCUGCCAGUGUGGAAGAUACCGAUCAGCCACCGCCACCACCAAGUCCUACGACGCCGCCUCUUUCGUCAAACAGUGCCGAAUCUGUCAAGCAGUCGCUGAACGGAAAUGAAUCCGGUAAGGACUCGAUGGCCGCGGAAAAUGAAUCCGGUAAGGACUCGAUGGCCGCGGAAAAUGGUACGAUGGGAUCGGAUCCAAGCGACGACGAUGAAAAGGAGGAAGAGUUUCAACUGCUCAAGUAUCCCGCGAAGCAGAGCAAAUUUCGACAGUUCUCGUGGAUAAUCACGUGGCCCAUCUAUCUGUUGUUUGUGUUUACGAUUCCAAACUGUGAGAAACCGCGGUUCAAGAACUGGUUCCCAUUGACAUUUAUCAUGUGCAUCGUUUGGAUUGGCUCUCUAUCGUAUGUGGUUGCUUGGAUGAUAACUAUCAUUGGUGACACGCUCAAGAUACCGGACUCGGUGAUGGGAAUCACAUUUUUGGCGGCGGGUACCAGCGUGCCUGAGGCGGUUUCGAGCGUAAUAGUCGCAAAACAGGGACACGGCUCUAUGGGUAUUAGCAACUCUAUCGGAUCGAACACGUUUGAUAUUCUGCUCUGCCUAGGAUUGCCAUGGUUCAUCAAAGCUGCCUUUUCACCGAUUCAACCGGGUCAUCACUGGGUCGGUAUCAAUUCAGCUGGUUUAGAAUACUCUGCCAUUUCGUUGCUGUCGACGCUACUGAUGCUCUAUGUGGCUUUCUCUUGGAACAAAUUCAAGCUGGAUCGACGGGUUGGCAAUGCCUGCCUGAUCAUGUAUGCAGUCUUUUUGAUACUGGCCAGUUUGAUCGAGUUGAACGUAUUUUUCCCGGUGAAUCUGCCCACUUGUGUACGGUGAAUUACUGCUGUAGGAACGUUGGAUUUGAUGGACUUUGCUGUAAAUUUUCCGUCGUUCGUGUUAUAUCUUGAUCUGAAUCUCUUAGGAAUUUUCCUCAUGACAUUAACGUAAUUAUUGCACAAUACCCAUUGAUAAACAUUCACGAUCAUAGUCGAUAAGCUCUCCGACAGUUAAAUCGUAAUCGGACCAAGAUAUCUAACGAACAACGGUUUAUUAUUGUUUUUAACGCACUGCAGUGCGUACUAAAGAGCGAUCCAACAAUGCGAUGUUGCGUGCAUGUGUCAUGCGGUUGUCAUUCGAGCGGUCCAUUCAUAACUACUGUUGCUGCUGUUGUUGUUGGUUAAGCGUGAGGUUCGAAUUUUGACGACGCCUCACUGAUUAGUCGAAUAAACUGCAUUUUGAUAAGAGAAUACCCUGCACAAGUCACUCUGACUUGUUCGCAGCAAGCAAGAAUUUUAUUGUUGUUAGAUCAAAGAGCUUACCAGUGGUUGAUAAUAUCGAUUUUAUUUGACUUAAAGCCUACUGUAAACUCAGUACCAAAGUGAUGCAAAAAAUAUCCAAAUAAAUUGCUAUGAUAGGACAAAAUGUUGUAAUACAUAUACUAGAGAAGUUACAUUCACCGUAACAAACGUUAUAUUGCAAAAAUAAGAUUUAGUUAAUGGAAGAACACAUCAUUCUAAGUCCUUAGUGUAAAAACAGGUUGCAAAAUAGUAGAGGUGAUGCAGGUGGCGACUCGAUCACGUUCAGUUUUAGUCGAAUUUUACGCAAGCUAAUGAAUAAAAUGAGUGACAUACAUUUUCUUCCUCACAAUUGUAAAUAUUCGUGUAUUUUUGAUGAAAACUUGGACUAUUAGAAUAAAGAAUUACCGAUUAA